Molecule: messenger RNA, 1601 nt
Organism: Populus trichocarpa (black cottonwood)
Lineage: Eukaryota; Viridiplantae; Streptophyta; Magnoliopsida; Malpighiales; Salicaceae
Product: 3-hydroxyisobutyryl-CoA hydrolase-like protein 1, mitochondrial
Exons: 14
Coding region: 74-1321 (415 amino acids)
Biological process (GO): L-valine catabolic process
Molecular function (GO): 3-hydroxyisobutyryl-CoA hydrolase activity
Source: RefSeq, a predicted model, not a curated record
GAGCUUGCAGCGAGGAGUGGCAUUUCUAAUAGAGAGAAAAACAAGAAUUGAAACGAAAGGAAGCAAAGCGCUAAUGCAGGGUUUGAAAUCAGCAGCGGCUCUAUUGAUUAGAAGCUGCUGUAACAAUAAUAAAUCUAAGCUUUCCCAUAGCUUUCUCACACAUUGCCCGCAGCACAGCAGAAGCCUCUCUUCUUCUCCUCCAACUGAAGAUGAUCUUGAUAACCAAGUACUCGUUGAAGACAAAGCUAAUUCAAGAAGUGCCAUUCUUAAUAGACCUUCAGCUCUUAAUGCUCUUAAUACUAAUAUGGGUGCUAGAUUGUUAAAAUUGUAUAAAGCUUGGGAGAAAGACUCAAGUGUUGGGUUUGUUACAUUAAAGGGCAGUGGCAGGGCAUUUUCUGCUGGUGGAGAUAUUGUUAAUCUCUAUCACCUAAUAAACCAGGGGAAAUGGGAAGCGUGUAGGGAAUUUUUUGGGACUUUAUAUACAUUCAUAUACGUACUAGGUACAUAUUUGAAGCCACAUGUGGCUAUUUUGAAUGGCAUUACCAUGGGUGGUGGGACUGGAAUUUCAAUCCCUGGAACAUUUCGACUUGCAACAGACAAAACUGUUUUCGCCACACCUGAAACUCUGAUUGGAUUCCACCCUGAUGCUGGAGCAUCCUUCUUCCUCUCACAUCUACCUGGUCACUUAGGUGAGUACUUGGCUUUAACCGGAGGAACGCUUAAUGGAGCAGAAAUGAUUGCUUGUGGCUUAGCUACACACUACACGAAUAGCGAAAAACUUCAUUUAGUUGAACAUCAUCUUGGAAAACUGGUCACUGAUGAUCCUUCUGUCAUUGAAACUUCUUUAGAACAAUAUGGUGACCUUGUCUAUCCAGAUAAGAUGAGUGUACUUCACAGGAUUGAAAUGGUCGAUAAAUGUUUCAGCCAUGACACAGUUGAAGAAAUCUUUGAUGCUCUGGAAAGGGAAGCUGCUGAAACAAACGAUGCAUGGUUCAAUUCCACUCUAAGAAGACUUAAAGAAGCGUCACCAUUGAGCUUGAAGGUUUCCUUGAGAUCUAUACAAGAAGGUAGAUUUCAGACACUUGAUCAGUGCUUGGUCCGUGAAUAUCGAAUGAGCCUACAAGGAAUAUCCAAGCAAAUCUCUGGUGAUUUUUGUGAGGGGGUUCGGGCACGAAUGGUGGACAAGGACUUGGCACCAAAGUGGAAUCCUCCAAGCUUGGAACAAGUGUCUGAGGACAUGGUGGACCGCUAUUUCUCUCCUCUUAGUGAAUCCGAACCGGAUCUAGACCUUCCAACAAAACAACGGGAAGCUUUUACAUAGUUACCACACAAAGGGAAUUUUUUUGUUAGACUUUUUAUGUUUUGAAAGAUGAGGAAAGGCAGAUGAAAUAUAGGCCUUUUACUGUCUCAGAUUAUUGUAAGAACAUAUGAUAGAUUCAUGUAUUCUGGGACUGAGUAGCUUCCAAAAUAAGUUCAAAUAACCUUUAUUAGCCCAUCAUUUGGUAACGUUAUUAGAGCUGUGAAUGGUGUUAAAGCUUAUUGAUUUCAAUUUUAUCCUAUAAAGUUCGCUCAAGCACAGCAUGUGGUUGGAGCUUUCGUCA